Messenger RNA from Penicillium canariense, 1632 nucleotides. RefSeq names its product putative alanine aminotransferase. The coding region runs from base 1 to 1632 and encodes 543 amino acids. Gene Ontology annotation, molecular function: L-alanine:2-oxoglutarate transaminase activity; pyridoxal phosphate binding. The record is from RefSeq and is a predicted model, not a curated record. The transcript has 3 exons. Lineage: Eukaryota; Fungi; Ascomycota; Eurotiomycetes; Eurotiales; Aspergillaceae. Gene Ontology annotation, biological process: biosynthetic process.
AUGUCCUGGCAAUUAAGGCUCGCCUCUAGCGUGCGGGCAUCUCCGCGGGCGUUCGUGACCCGGCCGAAUGGAGGACCCCUACUACGCCCGACUACACGCGGCGUUGCGGGGGACAUCUCCGCUGGAUCAGUGCCCUCCAUGACUCAAACCAGCGUCGCGUAUGCCAAGCGCACCCUAUCCACCACCCAGGCAAAAUGUCUCAGCGUCGAUAAUAUGAACCCCUCCAUCAAGGCGGCCAAGUACGCCGUGCGCGGUGAGCUCGCUGUCAAGGCUGAGAAGUACCGCCAGCGUCUGGCCGAAGGCGACAAGUCGUUGCCCUUCGACAGCGUCAUCUUCGCCAAUAUCGGCAACCCCCAGCAACUCGACCAGAAGCCCAUCACCUUCUUCCGCCAGGUCCUCAGUCUCGUCGAGAACCCGCUGCUGCUGGAGAACCCCGAGGCCCUCAAGAACUCCUUCGGAUAUAAGCAGGAUGUGAUCGACCGGGCCCACACCUUGCUCGCCAAUGUGCAGAGUGUCGGCGCCUACAGUCACAGCCAGGGUGCUCUGGGCAUCCGGAACAGCGUCGCCAAGUUCAUUGAGGAGCGCGAUGGCUUCCCCGCCGACCCCCAGGACCUGUUCCUGACUGCUGGUGCCUCGUCUGGUGUCAGUACCCUGCUCAAUGUCAUCUGCAACGACUCCAAUGCCGGCGUACUGGUUCCUAUCCCGCAGUACCCGCUGUACACCGCGACCCUGGCGCUUCUGAAUGCGCAGUGCGUGCCCUACCUUCUGGAGGAGCAGAAGGCGUGGGGUACCGACGUCAGCGCCAUCACCCAGUCCAUCAAGGACGCCAAGGCCGCUGGCACCAACGUCCGCGCCGUUGUGGUCAUCAACCCCGGUAACCCAACUGGUGCCUCGCUGAGCACCGACGACAUUAAGAAGGUCAUCGAUGUUGCUGCCGAGGAGAAGCUGGUCGUCAUGGCCGACGAGGUCUACCAGACCAACGUCUUCGAGGGCGAGUUCGUUUCCUUCAAGAAGCGCCUCCGUCAGCUCCAGCAGGAGCAGCCCGGCAAGUAUGACGCCGUGGAGCUGGUUUCCUUCCACAGCACCUCCAAGGGCAUGAUCGGCGAGUGCGGCCACCGCGGUGGCUACUUCGAGUUGGUCGGCUUCGACCCUCUGGUCCAAGAACAGAUCUACAAGCUCGUCAGCAUCGGUCUGUGCCCGCCGGUCGUUGCACAGUGCCUCCUCGAGACUAUGGUCAACCCCCCUCGCCCUGGCGAGCCCAGCCACGAGCUGUAUGAGAAGGAGUACAACGGUAUCCGGGAUGGUCUGCACAAGCGCGCCUUCGCUCUGUAUGAUGCCUUCCAGCGCAUGGAGGGUGUCGAGUGCCAGAAGCCCCAGGGUGCCAUGUACCUCUUCCCCACCAUCAACCUCCCCACCAAGGCCAUUGAAGCCGCCACGGCUGAGGGCCGCGCCGCCGACGAGUUUUACUGCCUGCGCAUGCUCGAUGCCACCGGUGUCUGCGCCGUCCCUGGCUCCGGCUUCGGCCAGAAGGAGGGCACGUUCCACUUCCGCACGACCUUCCUCGCUCCCGGCACCGACUGGGUUGAGCGCAUCGUCAAGUUCCACGCGGAGUUCCUGGACAAGUACCGGUGA